UGUAGAAGAAGGACGGCAGAGAGACAGAAGGAGGACAUAGUAGGUGAUAUAGUGAAAACUAUACAGGAGACAGAAGGAGAAGCUCACAGAAUGAAAGCAGCUACAUUCCAGUUGUGUUUUUGAUUGAGGACAAAGGGAAUAAGGAGCAAAAAGUUCCUUCUCUGUGAACAAGAAGGCUUAAGGAAACAAUCCUUUGACCUGUAUUUAUUUUUGCAUUCUUUGCAAACACCUUGGUUUUACUUAAAGGGGUUUUUCCAGGAUGCAGCAAACAAGAGCAAUCAUCUAAAGACCUGUCUUGAAGUCAUACUGAGUAAAGCUCUCGUGACUGGAUGUUCUGAGAGCACAGCAUAUGCAAAAUGAAUGACGACAACUUAACCGUGUUCGAUACUAUUAUCUAUGGUCACCCACCAUGUGAAGGAUGGUCCAACAGCACAGAAGGUGCAAUCUACCACCUGGGUAACACUAUCCUCUUUUUGGGGUACAUGGGUGGAAGUGGAGCUUAUGGAGCACUUUACAUUUUCAGUUUCCUGGCUCCUGCUUUCCUCUGUCUAGCCCUGUGGGGCUGGCUGUCAGUAUGUGGCCUUGAUGUCUUCAUCUGGAACCUGGUGCUGAUGCUGCAGUGCCUGGUCCAGGUGUGCCACCUGAUAUUUCGGCUGAUGCAGGACGGUUUGGCCAGCGAGGAGCUUUCUGCCCUCUACUCUGCGGUCUACCUGCCACUGGAUGUGCCUGUGCAGGUGUUCAAAGAGAUAACUACGGUCUGUGAGAACAAAGUACUCUCUCUGGAGGCUGAGGAGACCUAUGCUGUAGAGGGAAAAACACCUAUUGACCAGCUCUCCUUUCUGCUGUCUGGAAGGAUUCGAGUGUCUUUAGAAGGGCAGUUCCUUCAUUACAUCUUCCCUCACCAGUUCCUUGAUUCUCCAGAGUGGGAAUCCCUCAGACCAACAGAGGAGGGGAAUUUCCAGGUGACCCUGACCGCAGAGACAAAUUGUCGUUACAUCUCCUGGCGUCGGCGGCGCCUUUAUCUCCUUCUGUCUAAGGAUCGCUAUAUUGCUCGUCUCUUCUCGGUAAUGCUGGGUAGUGAUAUUGCAGACAAACUGUACUCACUCAACGACAAACUCUUUGCCAAGAGUGGUGUACGUCUCGACAUCCGCCUGCCAAGCCUCUACCAUGUUCUUGCACCCUCUCCACCAAGCAGUGAGAGGGGCAGUGCCAGUUCUCCACCCAGGGGGAUCCAUGGGGAUCAGAUGACUGGGACCAUGGAGCCAAUACCUGCUAACCAGCAUGUACCAUCCUCCCAGCAAGGCCAGGAGAACGACCCAGUGCCCAAACCUCAGGCCUCUCAGCGACAGCCCUGGCCCUCGGACACUGAGAUGCCCUCUGGUGAGGACUCAACCAGCCUAGUCCUGGAGGACUUUGCUGAUAUGAUAGGCUCUCUAGUGGACUAUGGGAGUGAGAGGGAUUAUUUGAAGUAGAAAAUGGGGUGCUGAGGCUAACACACUGGGCCACUUCUUAAAAUACAUAAGGUGAUACUCCUGGAAGGUUUCCACAUCGAUACCAAAGAGGACGGGCUCCACUGGCUCCCACGGACACCCCGAGGCUCUAAAAAUAGUCUAAUCCAUAAACAAAGCAUACCAUGGUCUACAACAGAAGUAGAGCCUCAGUAAAUCCACUACCAGUGCCUCAUUUCCUCUGUUGUCAUAGGUUAUGUUUAAAUGGGGAUAAGUACAAGCACAUUGAAUGGACAGUGCAGGAAGAUUUUUUUAAAAGGAUUUAACUAUUUGAGGAUAGUAAUAAAGCAUUCAUAAUCCCUUCUCCUGGCUGAGCUCAACAAAGCCAAAAAGUUUUGGCCUUGUGUAGAUACUGUUACAGUCAAUUCCAUAUGCUACUAUUGCAGUAUUUUUUGUUAUUGUAAACUAUUUUUGCUCACUGGUGUUAGGUCUCUAGACACUGUAGCCUUGCUUCACUUGUGAUGUUUAAUUUCAUAUUACACAUGCUUAGAAGUCACUGUGCUAUUUCAUUUCCUCAUAUCACACUGUGGGCUUUUGCAAUUGAUUUACAACAUGUCAUAAUUCAUGAGCAAAAAGCAAACACUACAACAGCAUGCACUGAUUUACACUGUCUUUAUUUUAUCACAUUAAAUCACUGUUUUUUCUUGGGGCCAAUUUCCUUUAAUAAAUACAUAUCCCAGUCUGCAGUUUCAUUGCCUGCAGUCGAUAAGGCCUUGCCCCUUGCCAAGAAUUAUUGACACCCUUAAAAAAUAUGAAAGAAAAUAAAGGAAAUAAAAAAAAUAUGUCUAUGAAUAAAUAUAUAUUUGUGUUUUAGCAGCUUAAUCUUGUAUUGGGAGCAUCAGAUAAGUCUACCUUUUCAGAAAAUAUUAAAAUAACAAAGAUCUAUGAGUCUUUCUCAAAAGCAUAAUUAUUUCUAUUAACCAUAAAAAUGUAUACCAACAACGUAAUCAUUGGGAGUUUGGAAUUUGCCAAACUCAGACUUGGAUCUGGGUUCUAUGGC
Messenger RNA from Pygocentrus nattereri (red-bellied piranha), 2508 nucleotides. RefSeq names its product popeye domain containing 2 (gene popdc2). The record is from RefSeq and is a predicted model, not a curated record. Gene Ontology annotation, molecular function: cAMP binding. The coding region runs from base 357 to 1472 and encodes 371 amino acids. Gene Ontology annotation, cellular component: sarcolemma. The transcript has 4 exons. NCBI's taxonomy places the organism in Eukaryota, Metazoa, Chordata, Actinopteri, Characiformes, Serrasalmidae.